Molecule: messenger RNA, 15541 nt
Organism: Salvelinus fontinalis (brook trout)
Lineage: Eukaryota; Metazoa; Chordata; Actinopteri; Salmoniformes; Salmonidae
Gene: kdm6ba
Product: lysine (K)-specific demethylase 6B, a
Exons: 21
Coding region: 7179-13961 (2260 amino acids)
Biological process (GO): regulation of gene expression; heart development
Cellular component (GO): MLL3/4 complex
Molecular function (GO): chromatin DNA binding; histone H3K27me2/H3K27me3 demethylase activity; RNA polymerase II cis-regulatory region sequence-specific DNA binding
Source: RefSeq, a predicted model, not a curated record
ACUCCCGCUCUCCACGGUAAGCCUGGGAAGUGGGCGCAGGUCUCCUACCUGCCCUUGGCCCACUAUCUCCUAGCCCCCCCCCCAAGAAAUUUUUGGGAAUUACUUACGGGCUUUUUCGGCUUCCGUGCCAGACGCGUUCCCUCAUAGCUCCGGUUCCUCUCCCAGGUAGCCUCUGCUCUCCUCAAUGCCUCCACCUGUUCCCAUGGGAGGCGAUCCCUCCCAGCCAGGAUCUCCUCCCAAGUGUAGCAACCCUUUCCAUCCAAAACAUCGUCCCAUGUCCAUUGCUCCUUUCUCUCCUGUCCCUUACUCCGUUUCGUUUUCCCUUGCCGCUUGGUCUUAGCGUGUUGGUGGGUGAUUCUGUAACGGGUGACGCUCUCCUCAUCCUCAGAUGAGGUGAGGAGAGAAGGAUCUUCAGACCAAAACGCAGGCUCAGGGAAAUAAGCCAUCUUUAUUAAACACGAUGAUGGCAAAACACGAAACGAAACAAACACUUUCCAAACUACAAAAAUAACAAAACGACGUUGACGAAACCUGAACAUAAACUUACAUAACUAGACAUAAACUUACGUACAGGAAACAGACGACAUCGAAACGAAAACGAAACAAACAAACGCUACAGUCCAGUGUGGUACGAACAAACAUACUGACACAGGAGACAAUCACCCACAAACAAACAGUGAGAAUGCCCUACCUAAAUAUGACUCUUAAUUAGAGGCAAACGCAAACCACCUGCCUCUAAUCAAGAGCCAUACCAGGCAAACCGAAACCAACAUAGAAACAGAUAACAUAGAAUGCCCACCCAACCUCACGUCCUGACCAACUAACACACAAAAACUAACAUAAAUAGGUCAGGAACGUGACAUUAUUUCCAUUAUGGAAUACACACACUCCUAAAUAUCUAUAGAGUAUGGUGACAUUUUGGUCUGGAUGAUUUUUGCUCUGUUUUGAACAUAACCAAGCAACCAAAGUAAAAGAAUUUUAACUGAUGAAAUAAUCUAAAGUUAAAAAAAAUACUAUGACAUUCACAGUGACGUUGCAGGUUUGUUAAAUCAUUUUUUCCCUUCAUUUUAAUGAUGGGUUAGAACCAGUUCAGGGAACAGACCAAAAACAGGGAAACAACGAAAUGAUUUGAGGAACAGAACCGUUAUUUUAAAAGCAUGGGAACCGGUUAAUAACGUUAUGUUACGUUGCUGGGAUGUUUUCCAGUCCUACUGGAAACAAGGUGUGUUACACCAUACGGUAAUGUAUGUUUUAUUUUGAAUAGCAGUAACUUUUGGUGCACUCUUUCCCAGUGCACUCUCUUUUCUCCGUCCUCUCCUGUGUAGAAGUAUAAGGUCUGCUGUAUAUGUCGUCAUAAAUGGAACUUAUUUUCCAUAUUGUCACUCUCUCUCUGGGCCGGAAUACUGUCUGCUGCACGUGGUUGGCACUGGGAGAACGUGUGUGUUUGAGAGGACAUGAGCUAUUGGAAACAUCCCCGUGUUUGGGUGAGAAAACAGAAACAUUGUGACAGGCAGAUGAGCUUACACACACACACACACAUUGGUGUCAUCAUCCUAGCACAUUCAUUUAAAUGCACACAACAGAAAGCAAAAACCUAUUUUAAACAGUCAUAAGCACUGGUAAUAUAUACAAUGUACACUCUCAAGUGUUUCUACACCUUCCCUUAUACAUUACUUAGGAUAUAAUGCAUACAUAGUGUAUUUAUACAUUCCAACACUUAUACAUCUCUUUUAAUAAAAAAAAUACACUUACACACGCAAACACACACAUACAUACAGUGCCUUCUGGAAAGUAUUCAGACCCAUUGACCUUUUUAACAUUCUUUGUUACAGCUUUAUUCAAAUUAAUUAUAUAAAAACAAUUCCUCAGCAAUUUACAUACAAUACCCCAUAAUGACAAGUGAAAACAGAUUUUUAGAAAGCUUUAUAAAUGUAUUUAUAAAACAAACACCUUAUUUACAUGAGUAUUCAGACCCUUUGCUAUGAGACUCGAAAUUGAUCUCAGGUGCAUCCUGUUUCCAUUGAUCAUACUUGAGAUGUUUCUAUAACUUGAUUGGAGUCCACCUGUGGUAAAUUCAAUUGAUUGGACAUGAUUUGGAAAGGCACACACCUGUCUAUAUAAGGUCCCACAGUUGACAAUGCAUGUCAGAGCAAAAAUAAAGCCAGGAGGUCGAAAGAAUUUUCCGUAGAGCUCCGAGACAGGAUUGUGCCGAGGCACAGAUCUGGGAAAGUGUACCAAAACAUUUUUGAAUGUCCCCAUGAACACAGUGGCCUCCAUCAUUCUUAAAUGGAAGACGUUUAGAACCACCAACACUCUUCCUAGAGCUGGCUGCCCGGCCAAACUGAGCAAAACUGACCAAGAACCCGAUGGUCACUCGGACAGAGCUCCAGGGUUCCUCUGUGGAGAUGGGAGAACCUUCCAGAAGGACAACCAUCUCUGCAGCACUCCACCAAUCAGGCCUUUAUGGUAGAGUGGCCAGACGGAAGCCACUCCUCAGUAAAAGGCACAUGACAGCCCGCUUGGAGUUUGCCAGAAGGCACCUAAAGACUCUCAGACCAUGAGAAACAAGAUUCUCUGGUUUGAUGAAACAAAGAUUGAACUCUUUGGCGCCAAGUCUGAAGGAAACCUGGCGCCAUCCCUACGAUGAAGCAUGGUGGUGGCAGCAUCAAGCUGUGAGGAUUUUUUUCAGCUGCAUGGAUUGAAAGACUAGUCAGGAUCGAGGCAAAGAUGAACGGAGCAAAGUACAGAGACCCUUGAUGACAACCUACUUCACAGCGCUCAUGACCUCAGACUUGGGCGAAGGUUCAUCUUACAACAGGACAAUGACCCUAAGCACACAGCCACGACAACACAGGAGUGGCUUCGAGACAAGUCUCUGAAUGUCCUUGAGUGGCCCUGCCAGAGCCCAGACUUGAACCCGAUCUAAUAUCUCUGGCGAGACCUGAAAAUAUCUGUGCAGCAACGCUCCACAUCCAACCUGACAGAGCUUGAGAGGAUCUGCAGAGAGGAAUGGGAGAAACUCCCCAAAUACAGGUGUGCCAAGCUUGUAGCGUCAUACCCAAGAAAACUUGAGGCUGUAAUCGCUGCCAAAGGUGCUUCAACAAAGUACUGAGUAAAGGUUUGAAUACUUAUAUGAAUGUAUUAUUUUCGUUUUUUAUUUGUAACGAAUUUACGAGUAGAUUGAUGAGUGGGAAAAAACAAUUUAAUACUUUUUAGAAUAAAGUAUGGAAAAAGUCAAGGGGUCUGAAUACUUUCCGAAUGCGCUGUAAUCAUUUUAUUAGCACUAUCUAGGGUUACCAACAUGCCCUCCAAAUACACCUCUGCUGUCUUCAACUUUGAUCUCAGCGAUCACUGCUUCAACGCCUGCAUCCGUAAUGGGUCUGCGGUCAAAGGAUCACCCCUCAUCACUGUCAAACGCUCCCUAAAACACUUCAGCAAGCAGGCCUUUCUAAUCAACCUGGCCCGGGUAUCCUGGAAGGAUAUUGACCUCGUUCCGCCAGUAGAGGAUGCCUGGUUAUUCUUUAAAAGUGCUUUCCUCGCCAUUUUAAAUAGGCAUGCCCCAUUCAAAAAAAAUUAACCAGGAACAGAUAUAGCCCUUGGUUCACUCCAGUUCUGACUGCCCUUGACCAGCACAAAAACAUCCUAUGGCGUACUGCAUUAUCAUCGAAUAGCCCCCGCGAUAUGCAACUUUUCAGGGAAGAUAGGACACAAUAUACGCAGGCAGUUAGGAAAGCAAAUGCUAGCUUUUUCAAACAUAAAUUUUCAUCCUGUAGCACAAACUCCAAAAAGUUCUGGGACACUGUAAAGUCCUUGGAGAAUAAGAGCACCUCCUCCCAGCUGCCCACUGCACUGAGGCUAGGAAACACUGUCACCACCGAUAAAUCCACGAUAAUUGAGAAUUUCAAUAAGUAUUUUUCUACGGCCAUGCUUUCCACCUGGCUACCCCUACCCCGGUCAACAGCCCUGCACCCCCCACAGCAACUUGCCCAAGCCUCCCCCAUUUCUCCUUCACCCAUAUCCAGAUAGCUGAUGUUCUGAAAGAGCUGCAAAAUCUGGAUCCCUACAAAUCAGCCGGGCUAGACAAUCUGGACCCUCUCUAAAAUUAUCAGCCGAAAUUGUUGCAACCCCUAUUACUAGCCUGUUCAACCUUUCUUUCAUAUCGCCUGAGAUCCCCAUAGAUUGGAAAGCUGCCGCGGUCAUCCCCCUCUUCAAAGGGGGUGACACUCUAGACUCAAACUGUUACAGACCUAUAUCUAUCCUACCCUGCCUUUCUAAGUUCUUCGAAAGCCAAGUCAACAAACAGAUCACCAACCAUUUCCAAUCCCACCGUUCCUUCUCCGCUAUGCAAUCUGGUUUCCGAGCUGGUCAUGGGUGCACCUUAGCCACGCACAAGGUCCUAAACGAUAUCAUAACCGCCAUCGAUUAGAGACAAUACUGUACAGCUGUAUUCAUCGACCUGGCCAAGGCUUUCGACUCUGUCAAUCACCACAUCCUCAUCGGCAGACUCGACAGCCUUGUUUUCUCUGAGUGCCUCGCCUGGUUCAUCAACUACUUCUCAGACAGAGUUCAGUGUGUCAAAUCAGAGGGCCUGUUGUCCGGACCUCUGGCAGUCUCUAUGGGGGUGCCACAGGGUUCUAAUCGCGGGCCGACUCGCUUCUCUGUAUACAUCAAUGAUGUCGCUCUUGCUGCUGGUGAUUCUUUGAUCCACCUCUACACAGACGACACCAUUCUGUAUACUUCUGGCCCUUCUUUGGACACUGUGUUAACUAACCUCCAGACGAGCUUCAAUGCCAUACAACUCACCUUACGUGGCCUCCAACUGCUCUUAAAUGCAAGUAAAACAAAAUGCAUGUUCUUCAACCGAUCGCUGCCCUCACCUGCCCACCCGUAUAGCAUCACUACUCUGGACGGUUCUGACUUAGAAUAUGUGGACAACUACAAAUACCUAGGUGUCAGGUUAGACUGUAAACUCUCCUUCCGUACUCACAUUAAGCAUCUCCAAUCCAAAAUUAAAUCUAGAAUCGGCUUCCUAUUUCACAACAAAGCCUCCUUCACUCAUGCUGCCAAACGUACCCUCAUAAAACUGACUAUCCUACCGAUCCUUGACUUCGGCGAUGUCAUUUACAAAAUAGCCUCCAACACUCUACUUGGCAAAUUGGGUGCAGUCUAUCACAGUGCCACCCGUUUUGUCACCAAAGCCCCAUAUACUACCCACCACUGCGACCUGUAUCCUCUCGUUGGCUGGCCCUCGUCGCCAAAUCCACUGGCUCCAGGUCAUCUAUAAGUCUUUGCUAGGUAAAGCUCCGCCUUAUCUCAGUUCACAGGUCACCAUAGCAACACCCACCUUUAGCACGCGCUCCAGCAGGUAUAUUUCACUGGUCACCCCCAAAGCCAAUUCCUACUUUGGCCGCCUUUCCUUCCAGUUCUCUGCUGCCAAUGACUGGAACGAACUGCAAAAAUCACUGAAGCUGGAGACUCAUUUAUCCUUCACUAACUUUAAGCACCAGCUGUCAGAGCAGCUCACAAAUCACUGCAUCUGUACAUAGCCCAUCUGUAAAUAGCCCAUCCAACUACCUCAUCCCCAUACUGUUAUUUAUUUUAUUUAUUUAUUUUGCUCCUUCGCACCCCAGUGUCUUUACUUGCACAUGCAUCUUCUGCACAUCUAUCACUUCAGUGUUUAAUUGCUAAAUUGUAAUUAUUUUGCCACUAUGGCCUGUUUAUCACCUUACCUCCCUUAUCCUACCUCAUUUGCACACACUGUAUAUAGACUUUUUCUAUUGUAUUAUUGACUGUAUGUUUUGUUUAUUCCAUGUGUAACUCUGUGUUGUUGUAUGUGUCGCACUGCUUUGCUUUAUCUUGGCCAGGCCGCAAUUGUAAAUGAGAACUUGUUCUCAACUAGACUACCUGGUUAAAUAAAGGUGAAAUAAAAUGUUCUUAAAAAAAUCUCUCAUGAGUAGUUCAGUUUAGGUCAAACUGUGUUUAACAGUAUAAUCUAAAACACCAAUACAUUAUUACACAUUAUAACAAGAUAAUACAGCCAUCUAUAUAUAAAGAGAGAGAGAUAUGGUGAGAGAAGAGGCUCCUUCCGCUCUCCAAUCCCAUCUGUUUGACACAUAGAUGGAGGGAGGGGGGGAGGAACAGGCGAAUGAAAUGAAAACGAGGCCAGAGCCUGGCUGAGAGAGGAGAGGAGGAGAGGAGGGGUGAUGAGAGAAGACGGGGAGGGGCUGUUUGGAGAAAAUCAGGGAAAAAAUUGAGAGAGGCAGGCUGGGGGGUUGGGCUCCGGGAUCUGUGGUGUGUGUGUGUGUAUGCGUGUGUGUGUGUGUGUGUGUGCUCUAUUCCUUUCCUUUCUUUGUUUGACUACUGAGUGGAAAAAAAGCGAGACAGAAAAAGAGAGUGUGUGUGUUCGAGAGAGAGAGAGAGAGAGAGGGGGUGAGGGAAAGAGGGUGAGAAAAGAAAAAGGAGAUCCAAAGCGAGAGGCACACACUUUUUUUCUGGAAGAGAGAGAGACAAAGACGCAACAAUAUUUAUGUAUGAUUUGUAGCCUUUUUAAAACACUGCAUGCUUCUGACACCAGGGUCAGGUUGGGGGGCUGGUUGUGUGUGUGCGUGUAUGUUUUUUUGUUGUGUGCAUCGGUCUGUCGCUCGGUGUGUGUGUGAGGGGAAGCCGGGUUCCCGGCCCCCUUGUCCGUCUGGUUUAAAGGGAACAGAAGGGAACAACACAAAGCUAGGGGCUGAAUGUCGCUGCUGCUGGAGAUUUGCUGAGCUAGCCUGCCUUCGCUGCUCUGCUCUGCUCUAGAUAGCUAACACUACACACACUCUGGAUAUUACUACUACUUAAUCAGCACCUCUCAGCCUAACCCUGAACACGGAGGCAGACAGACAGACAGGGAGACAGACAGACACGUGGUAAUAUGUUGGUCAACUGAAGCUCUACAACGUCCCUGCCACUGACCAGGCUGAAGACGUGUGAUACAGGGCUGAAGAGAUCCCAGAGAUGAUUAGCUGUAGAAGCUGAGACUUGACGAGACAGAGGAUCUUGAAUUAGGUGCUAUUCUAAAAGCCUAACGGGCUGUAUAGUAUUGGUGUUGAAGACAGGUGUGUAGUCUUCCCUUGGUCUUUGGUGUGUGGCCUUCUCUGUGUUGCAGUGGAGGGCUUCACAGACACAGCUACUGUGGCUGGAUGCAUCACGCAGUAGAGCAGUUUGGCGGGCGCGGCACACGGGACUCCUUCCCUCUGGACGGACUCAGCCGGGUACCAUGGCCUCCCGUGGUCAACCGCCCCACCUGGGCGCAACCUGCCAGGUGUUCGCCAGGUGUCAAUCAACACCAGCUCCUCCCCCAUCCAGUGCCAAGUCACAUGGGCGGACUGAACCAUCCCAGUAAAUUCUUCAAUAAUGGGCCCAUGCAGGUUCGUGGCGGUGAAAAGCUGGAGCUGUCCCAGGCCAUGUUACCCAGCCUCCAGAGAGGGGACCAGCAACGCCCCCUUCCUCCCCCCCACCGGGUGUGGGAACAGUUGGGUCAGCUGUAUGACUCCCACCCCCCUCCUCAUUCACUUGUACCCCUACCUAGCGACCACACCCCCCGCCUGCACAGUGGUGGAUACAGCACUAGGCCGCCUACCCACCUGCCUUCCAGACCCAAUCAGCUACUGAAGUAUGAGGGUCCUCAGGAGCAUCAUGUUCCCAGGGGUCCAGCAUCACUGGGUGAUGAUAUGUGGUCUCAGGUUCAGCAGCAGCAGCAGAGGGGUUACCCAGGGAAAAUGUCGGGGGGGCAGCUGAAGAGGCCGGCCCCCCCUCUAGGGGAGCACUCGGUCAUCCAGCACACCCCGCCCCCCUCCCUUCACCCCUCUCGCCCCAAUGAGGACUGCCCCAGUCCUAGCAAGAGGAAGAGGAAGAGGAGCUCUGAGCAGAUUCCUCACCCCAGCAUGCAGAGGUUCUCUGGCCCAGGAGGACACCCCCUGCCCCCCCAGCAGCAGCCCCCGGCCCACCUCCCCCCUCCCCCACCCAAACCUGCCUUCUGGAACCCCAUGCAUAAGGGGAACGCCCCCUGGGCCCAGCCCGAACGCAGGAACGGGCCUUCAGAGUUCCAGAUCAGAACUGACUCAGCCAAGUCAGGUCUGGGUGGCUACACCUACAAACCUCCCCCCCCCUCCGCCCCCUCGCCAAUCUCCCCACCCUGCAUCUCCUCCCUGGGAGACUACCCCCAGGGGCGUGGCGGGCCCCCCCCACCCCACAAGCCCCAGUUCCCACCUCAGGCCCUCAAUCAACCCCCCCACAAUAACCACCCCCAGUACCCCAAACAACCAGCUCCAGCCCCGCCCCUCAUGGGGAUGGAGCCCCGGGGAGGUCCUCCUACCCCCCAGAGAGGCCCUACCACUGGGGGCCGAGGAAUCAACAACCAGCCCCUCUCUCAUCCUCCUCACCACCAAGCUCCAGCAAGGGGGGACAGUAGAGGAGAAAGGGACAGUAGGGAGCCCCCCCAACCCUCACCAGCAAACCACACCGGCGUGCCUUACAGCCACAACCCACACCCCCACUUCCAGCCCCACCCGGGGCUGGGGCACACGGCCCCACAACCCCGUCCUCCUGCCCCUGCCUGCAGCACCGCAGUACCUCAGCAGCACAACCCCACCACCCCACACCACGAGGCCUGGCGGCCCCAGGGCCAGGGCAGGCCACAAAGCAACCACCCCCCGGAGUCAGGUCUCUACAGGGCAGGGCCGGUGUCUCAGGGGCAGCAUCAGAACCAGGUCGGGGAGACCCGGGGUCCUGCGCCCCUCCAGCAUCAUCAGCACCCCCGCCCCCACAUCAGCCCCCCUCAGGCCUCCCCCAUACCUCCUACCAGGACGCCAGUCAUCACCCCCACCUUCACCCCCCAGCCCCCCUGCUCACAGUCACAUAACAACCGCUACAGUAGUAGUAUGACUGGACCUGCACUCUCCACUGUGACCACAGCGCCGCCUGCUGUGUGCUCAGCUAGCAACACCCCCAGCAGCAGGAGAGGCAGGGAGACGAUGGGAAUGCUCCACCAGACCUCACUUCCAUCUCAGCUGGAGAGGGACCCAGAGAGGGGGCCCAUCCACCCCAUGCUGCACCCAGGGUAUCAGGGAGCCCGUGUGGGCACUGCCAUUCACCCUCACCCCCAGCGGGCACCACCCAGGCCCCAGCAGCAGCCUAGCCACCACCACCAACCGUCUGUCCAGGGGAAGGGUUACUACGGACGGCCUGAGUCUGAUCGCACUCCUUCCUCUUCGUCAUCAUCCUCAGGACACCAGAGGGCAGGAGAGAGCGUAAUCACCAGCAGAGGGUCUCACCCCAACCCCCUCCCGCAGACGACGGUCACUAGCUCACCCCAUGACCGCACCAUAACCGCCCCCCAAACCCAAACGGUCAACUCUGCCCCUCAGCCAGCCUCCAAUCCCUCUUACUCCAGACUCUGUGCCCAGUCUACACCCCAGCCCCCCCAGGCUACCACCACCUCAGCCCAGGGGUAUCUUAACUCUCGAUCCCAGCCACCUCCACCCUCAGCCCCCCAGUCCAUGGAGGAGGCCCUGGAUAAACUGGAUGCUGAGCUGCAGGGUCAUAUGCAGGCCGAGGAGAGGAGGAUGGACUGGGAGAGAGAGCAGGAGUUAAGGAAGAGGAGGGAUUGGGAGAGAGAGCAGGAGGAGAGGAAGAGGAGGGAUUGGGAGAGAGAGCAGGAGGAGAGGAAGAGGAGGGAGUGGGAGAGGGCGGAAGAGGAGAAGAAGAGAAAUAGGGAAUGGGAAAAAGAGCAGGAGGAAAGGAAGAGGAGGGACUGGGAGAGAGAGAGGGAGGAAGAGGAGAGGAAGAAAAGGAGGGAGUGGGUGAGAGAGGAUGAGGAGAGGAAGAGGAGGAUGGAGAGGAAGGCAAAGGAGGAGAUGAGCAGGAGCAGUAAGGGGAGAGAGGAGUCCGCCAUUGAGAGUCUGGAGAGACUCCUGUCAGGCAGCACUUCUUCUGCCCCGCCUCCUCCUCGCCUGUCCACUGUCUCCACCUCCUCCUCCUCCUUUGUCCUACCUCCACCCCCACCACCCCCCAGCCAGUCCUCCUCCUCGCCCCCCUACCCCUGGCUGAGCCGGGCCGGGGCACCCCCUUGUCCCCCAGGCCAGGCACCACCGUCUCCCGCCCCCCUGGAGAGGUCGCAGCCGCCCCCUCUCACCCCCCAGACGGAGUAUGCCAGGGAGAAGCAGAGGCAGAGGGAGAAAUGGGGCGGGAGUCCCCCGUCGUCAUCUCACAGUAGUAACGUUACCUCAGGGAACAACGCCCGGUCCUCGUUGGGGCUUUCCUACCCUAACAACCCCUCUGCUGUUACCUCUUACCCCAACCACCCCUUAAAUAACACCACCAUGCGAGGCACCCCCCGUCCACCCAAAGACACCCCCCAACCCAAGGAGAAGGCUAGUCAGCAGGCCAGAGGAGGAGUGAUGGGGGCUACAGGUCCCCUCCACAGCUCCAUCAGCAUCACCCUCCGAGAGCCCCCCAAACUCUUCCAGGCUUUCCCCAGGGACAGCCUUUCGUCCGGGACCAACCCCUCCAGAACCACCAGCAGCACCUCCAGCACAGGGGGUCUCCUCCACAAGCGCAUGCCCAGCGGAGGCCUAGGUAGCCUGGGUAGCAGCGCCAGCAGCAGCAGCAGCGGAGACUCGGACAGCGCCCAGUUUGAGGAGGAACCAUCGGAGCUCUCUACGUUACUCCCAGACGGUCUGGCCAACAUCAUGGCCAUGCUGGAUGAGUCCAUCAAGAAAGAGGAGGAAUCUUUCUAUAGCAGCGACCGAAACAGAGCCAGACAAAACAUUGUCAACACCUUCUCUGAUACCAUGCCACCGGACAAGAGCUACCUGUGUGCCCCGGACCUCAUUCCGGCGCCCAAGCAGCAGCCGCAGGACGACUUUGUUGGAGCGAACCUCCACGCCAGCCCCCCCGUGUUGAGCCGACAGGGCUCCCUGGCCUCCCCCUGCAGUCGGACCUCCUCCCUCAACGAGGAGGAGGAGGAGGAGGGUUGUCCCACCCUGAAACCCGCUCCGGAGCUCCACAAGCCAGCCGUCCCUCUCAACCCCAACCCCCAGUCGGGGACAAACUACCGCCACAGCGACCUGGCUAAACUCUACGGUCUCCCGGAGCCCGGGAAGAGUGAAUGCGACGACGAAGAUGAGGAAGAGGAGUCGGAGACCCCGUCCAGUUCCCCUCCCCCGCCCCAGAGGCCCCACCUCCACCAGACGGGGGUGAGCAGCACCUUCAAGUCCCAGGCCGCCCUGGAGAACCAGAAGUACACCUACAGAGGAGGUCCGUUUGGCCGCCCGCCCCCCUCCGCUCUGGGGGGAGUGAAGUACUCCUCUUCCCUCUCUCUGGGUCCCGACAUCCAACAGCAGCAGAAUAGCACCUCCCCCACCUCCGAUUCCACCAAUCACCCGGGCUUUACACCGUCGUUGACUCCGCCCCGAAAGCCCCGCCCACACUCCCCCUCCAACUGGGAGGCGAAGAGACAGGUCAAUAUCAAGAUGGAGGAGCCUGAUAUCUGGAGAGAUGGGAUGGAGGCCAUGGAGAAGAGGAUCCAUUCCUCAAACGAAGAGUCACAUUUGAAUCCCUCCACACAAUCCAUCAAGAUGGAACCGAAAGAAGAGAUGAAGCUCACUACCAUCUCUGAGUCUUCUCUGGCCGAGCUGGGCCGGAGCUGUGAGGUCUUCCUGACCCGGCACUCCAACUCCCUCCCCAGCAACAACACCUCAGACAGGACCAAGACUGAGCUGAAACACGAGGACAGGCACCACAAGCCUGAGAGAGAGAGGGAACGAGACAGAGAGAGAGACGGAGAGACAGAGAAGAAGAGGAAACACAGCAGCAGCAAGAAACACCAGGACAGGAAAGAGAGGAAGAAAAAGCACAGAGAGAAACGAGAGGAGAUGUCCUCCUCCCACUCCUCCUCUUCCUCCUUCCAAUCCAGUUCCAAUUCCAAACGGCACAAGGAGGGCAAAGUUCACAAGGAGAAGAAGGAGCACCUGCGGAUCCUCGGGAACCUGGACCUCCAGAGCAAGGAGAUCCGGGAGAAGGACCGCAACCACGUUCACUCUGACAUGGAGAGAGAGCGGAAGAGGGGGAAACGGGCUGGUUCCACCAGCGGAGACGAACCCUCAGAAUGGGCGUCCCAUAGUAGAAGUGAGAAAAGUUCUGGUGUCAUGUCCUCUUCUCAGGGCAGUGAGGUUGGAUCGACACUGCAGGGUUCGGCUGCUGACUUCAUGAAAUUGAAGGCCCUGUCGGACGGGCCACCUAAGGAGCUGAAGAUCAGGCUGAUCAAGGUGGAGAGCGGAGACAGAGAGACGUUCAUCGCCUCGGAGGUGGAGGAGAAGAGGACACCCCUGGAGGAGAUCAACAUAAACAACACAGCCGCAGAGGUCACACGGGCCUGCAAGGGUGCGAGGGUGAAGGGGAAGUUCAGAGAGUCCUACCUGCUCCCUGCGUUCUCUGUCAAGCCCCUGUUUACCACAGAGCCCAUCCCACGGGAGAAACUCAACCCUCCCACACCAAGCAUCUAUCUGGAGAGUAAGAGAGAUGCCUUAUCCCCGGUACUACUGCAGUUCUGUACAGACCCCAAGAACCCUGUUACUGUCAUCAGAGGACUGGCCGGAUCCCUACGACUCAACCUGGGUCUGUUCUCCACUAAGUCUCUGGUGGAUGCUAACUCUGAGCAUGCUGUGGAGGUGAGGACCCAGGUACAGCAGCCUGCUGAUGAGAACUGGGACCCCAGCGGCACGGGGCAGACCUGGCCCUGUGAGAGCAGCCGCUCACACACCACCAUCGCCAAGUACGCCCAGUACCAGGCCUCCAGCUUCCAGGAGAGCCUCCAGGAGGAGAAGGGGAGUGAUGAAGAAGAUGAUAACGAAGAUGAGGAAGACAAGGAGAAGAAGAGUAAGGAGACUAGCUCUGAGACAUCUAACAAAGACCCCACAAGCAAAGAGGCUACCAGUACCGAGCUGAAACCAGUGGGGAAGAUCAUCAAGUUUGGCACCAACAUUGAUCUGUCAGACCCCAAGAGGUGGAAGGCCCAGCUGCAGGAGCUCCAGAAGCUACCAGCCUUCAUGCGCGUGGCGUCCAGCGGGAACAUGCUGAGCCACGUGGGCCACACCAUCCUGGGCAUGAACACGGUCCAGCUCUACAUGAAGGUCCCCGGGAGCCGCACGCCUGGCCACCAGGAGAACAACAACUUCUGCUCUGUGAACGUCAACAUUGGGCCUGGAGACUGCGAGUGGUUCUCUGUGCAUGAAAACUACUGGCCGGCCAUCAACGACUUCUGUGAAAAGCAUGGAGUAGACUACCUGACCGGUUCCUGGUGGCCUGUUCUGGAGGACCUGUACCGCUCCAACAUCCCCGUGUACCGCUUCAUUCAGAGACCAGGAGACCUGGUGUGGAUCAACGCAGGGACCGUCCACUGGGUCCAGGCUGUGGGCUGGUGCAACAACAUCGCGUGGAACGUGGGACCUCUCAACUCCUACCAGUACCAGUUGGCCCUGGAGAGGUUUGAGUGGAACGAAGUGAAGAAGGUCAAGUCCAUCGUCCCCAUGAUCCACGUGUCCUGGAACGUGGCCCGCACCGUGAAGGUCACCGACCCAGACACAUACAAGAUGAUCAAACACUGCCUGCUGCAGUCCAUCAAGCACAUCCAGGUUCUGAGAGACCAGCUGGUGACCGCAGGGAAGAAGAUCUCCUACCAAAGCCGGGUGAAGGAUGAGCCAGCCUACUACUGCAACGAGUGUGACGUGGAGGUGUUUAACCUGCUGUUUGUGACGUCUGAGAGUGGCAGCAGGAAGACCUACGUGGUCCACUGUGAGGACUGUGCCCGCCAGAGGAACCCCAGCCUCUCCAACAACGUAGUGGUGUUGGAGCAGUACCGCAUGGAGGAGCUAAUGAGUACCUACGACACAUUCAACCUGGCUGCAGCACCCAGUUCACGGUGAUGAAGAUCCUCCACGUCUCGCAGCCAUAACCAAAACUCCUGCCAGACAGGACUAAACACACCUUUUAAAAUGUCUUUUAAACUUUUUUCCUUCAUUAUUUAAGAUUUUUUUUACUACUACUUGCCGAUCAAAACAGCCAAUCGAAAACCAGUUUACUACUCAUCAUCACUGUUUACAAAGCCAAUCAAACUCCAGUUUACUUUUGUUGUCUACGGUGCUCAAGACCAGCUUACUGGUUUCUGGAGGACUUGAAGAAACGGAAAGGCAGUUGGUGCUAGCUACCAUUGUAAACACGCAACUGAGUGGACGGUUGUUAUCAAUGGCAUGAAUUUGUGUUAUUUCCGGAUUUCUUAAAACAAAUUGUCGUCUUGAAUACUGAAAUGUGUAAAUGCUGUUUGUAUUUUUUUGUGGGGUGCUGUUUUUUUCUAAAAUAAUUUAUUUUCCUUUUUUUUAAGACUAGAUCAGCCUAGAUAUAUACCACAUUGGCCUUGUGACUUGUAUUUAGAAGAUAAAUAAGAUGGAAAAUACUAAUAAUAGAGAGAUGACAUUUUUCUAAAAGCAUUAAGAAUAAGAUGACACUUUUUGUUUGGAAUGCUUCGAAACAUACGGGUUUUAAAGACAAUUUUGUUUUUUAGUUCUUGUCUUUCUGACUCUUGUAUGUGUUGUAAAUGUUGUGUUUUUACAAAUGUAUAAUGUUUAUUUCCUUAGGAGAGAGAAAGAAGGCAAUUGUCACACCUCUUUAGGAGUACAUCAGGUCUUUGUUUUAAUGAAUUGUUUCCAUUUUUCAUUGUGAUUAAUAUUUCAGUUGGUGUAAUAAUUAAUUCUGUUGUACCUCUGAUUUCAUUUUGUUUAGAGUUUUUUUUUUUUAUAUACAGAUUUAUUCUUUUUUGGGGGGGGGGGGUUGUACAUUGUUCUUUUUUUAUUUAAAAUGUGUCUCGUAUUUAUUGGAUGUCAAUGUUCUCCCCUUGUUUUUAUUAGGGUUGUACAAGUUUGAAAGGUUUUUUUAUGGUGAUUUCUAAGUCCUCUGUCACAACUGUUACAGGAGGACAACGUUUUCUCUGGUGCUUCUUCUGGUUCUAUAUAUAUAAAUGAUAUUUCUAAUGAAUAUAACUUACACCUUCCCCUGUAGUUGCUAGGAUACACAGCUGAGGUAGAAAAUUGACUAACGGAAUACUGUCUUUGUAAUGCGUGAAAAAAACAAAACUACAUUUUCUGUACAUUUUUUUUUUUAUCUGAGAAAAUGUAAUUUAGUUUUUCAACCUUUUUAGGGGCCUUUAGAUUACAUGAAUGAUUUAAAUAAUAUCUGUUGGAGUAUUGACAGCUCUCUGAUGAACAAUUUCUUAUUUUUAUUCCUUUUUAAGAUGAGAAUUCUAUUUUUCCUGUUCCAAAAUACCUUUUAUUUUCCUUCUCUUUGUGGUCAUUCAUUUUAAACUGCACUGUUUAGAGAAUUCACAGACACACACACACACACACACACACACAUACACAACAAACUGAGCCAGACAUGUCUUAAACACUUUUUGAAUUUGUGUGACAUUACUAUGACUAUUAUUAAUAAAUAAAUGCUUUUGAUAAAGCCA